This is a messenger RNA of Suncus etruscus (white-toothed pygmy shrew), 420 nucleotides long. It is a transcript of the gene OST4, whose product is annotated as oligosaccharyltransferase complex subunit 4, non-catalytic. Gene Ontology annotation, cellular component: oligosaccharyltransferase complex. The record is from RefSeq and is a predicted model, not a curated record. The transcript has 3 exons. NCBI's taxonomy places the organism in Eukaryota, Metazoa, Chordata, Mammalia, Eulipotyphla, Soricidae. The coding region runs from base 71 to 184 and encodes 37 amino acids.
UCCGUCGUGGAGUUUCCGCUUCGACCUGGUGCAUCUCCCAGCGUGGAGCCAGCCGAGCCCGCCGGUCAGGAUGAUCACGGACGUGCAGCUCGCCAUCUUCGCCAACAUGCUGGGCGUGUCGCUCUUCCUGCUCGUCGUCCUCUACCACUACGUGGCCGUCAACAACCCCAAGAAGACGGAGUGAGGCCAGGGCUCCAGGACCUAGUCCGAGGCACGAUGGAGGGAGAGAGGGCCCCUCCUCACUCUUCAUCCCUCCUGCCCGGCCCGGCACACAGAGCAACUACACCUGGAUUUUUCCAAACAACUUUUAUUCCUCAAAGUCUUCCUUAAACCCUAUGGAACAAGAAGCUGCCACGUAGUAGGGGGUCCAGGAUGGAGGCUGCUUUUCUUUUUUAUUUGACUCCCCCCAAAAUAUAAAAA